AUGAGUAGCAGCGGUAAGGUGGACAGUGGAUCCGGUCAUCGUCACCACCACCACCACCACCAUCACCACCACGGCCAUGGAAGCAGCCAAAGGUCGGCGCUGGCCGAUGGCUCUAGGAUUGGAAACUAUCAAAUUGUGAAGACUUUGGGCGAGGGGUCCUUUGGUAAGGUAAAGCUGGCGUACCACGUCACUACUGGGCAGAAAGUGGCGCUGAAGAUCAUCAAUAAGAAGGUUUUGGCUAAAAGCGACAUGCAAGGGAGGAUUGAAAGGGAGAUUUCGUAUCUGCGUCUUCUGAGACACCCGCAUAUCAUUAAGCUUUACGAUGUGAUCAAGUCUAAGGACGAUAUCAUCAUGGUUAUUGAGUACGCUGGUAAUGAGCUGUUUGAUUACAUUGUGCAGAGGGACAAAAUGAGUGAGAAGGAGGCUCGGAGAUUCUUUCAGCAGAUCAUCAGUGCAGUGGAAUACUGUCAUAGGCACAAGAUUGUUCACAGAGAUUUGAAACCGGAGAAUCUGCUGCUGGAUGAACAUUUGAACGUCAAGAUUGCCGAUUUUGGGUUGUCUAAUAUCAUGACUGAUGGCAAUUUCCUCAAGACUUCUUGCGGCUCACCUAACUAUGCGGCGCCUGAGGUUAUUAGCGGUAAACUGUAUGCUGGCCCAGAAGUUGAUGUUUGGUCGUCGGGUGUUAUACUCUAUGUCAUGCUGUGUCGCCGGUUGCCUUUUGACGACGAGAAUAUUCCAGUACUGUUUAAGAACAUUAGCAAUGGUGUCUACACGCUACCCAAAUUUCUGUCGCCCGGGGCAGCCAGUUUGAUCAAGAGAAUGCUGAUCGUGAAUCCGCUAAACAGAAUCAGCAUACUGGAGAUCAUGCAGGAUGAGUGGUUCAAGGUCGACCUGCCUGAGUACCUCAUUCCACCGGAACUGAAAAAUCACGAAAGCGACAAUACCAAUGCUCAACCCACGACCGCUGACGGUUCACAACAGGAAGAAGUCGAUGACGAUUUGGUCAAUGUCUUGUCGAAAACGAUGGGUUACGAGAAAGAUGAGAUCUAUGAAUCGCUGGAAUCUGGUCAGAAUAACUCCGCCUUAAGCGAGAUAAGAGAUGCCUAUAAUUUGAUCAAGGAAAACAGAUCGCUGAUCAAAGACCUCAAAUCCGAUCAAAGCACCUGCAACGAGCUCGAUACGUUCUUGGCACAGUCUCCGCCAACUUUUCAACAAAGGAGUUCGAGUGUGGUAAACAGCCAGGGUGAACCCGGUGCAGCAACAGCCUCGCAACCGAUGUCUUCGAGAAAGAUAGCUGCACAGCAGAGAACGUACCACCAGACUUCUUUCAGUGACCCGUCCAAGGAGGAAGACUCUACCAUAUCGAUUCUUCCAACGUCCCUACCACAAAUUCACAGAGCCAAUAUGCUGGCCCAGGGACUACCAGCGGCUUCGAAGAUUUCACCGCUCGUGAACAAGAAGUCCAAGACAAGAUGGCAUUUCGGGAUCAGAUCCCGCUCCUACCCGCUCGAUGUCAUGGGCGAAAUCUACAUCGCUCUCAAGAAUCUUGGUGCCGAAUGGGCCAAGCCCUCAGAGGAAGACCUCUGGACCAUUAGAGUCAGGUGGAAAUACGAAGUCGCUCAGAAUAAAAACAACGAAAAAAUUCCAGAUCUCAUGAAGAUGAUCAUUCAGCUUUUCCAGAUCGAAACCAACAACUACCUUGUGGAUUUCAAGUUCGAUGGCUGGGAAAGCAGCUACGGUGAAGUUUCGGCGAAUGUAAACCUCUCGGAGGACGAAAUGAGCACUUUCUCCGCCUACCCCUUCCUGCACCUAACGACUAGGCUCAUCAUGGAGCUUGCAGUUAACAGCCAAGGAGGCUAG
Torulaspora globosa is the source of this 1860-nucleotide messenger RNA. RefSeq names its product AMP-activated serine/threonine-protein kinase catalytic subunit SNF1 (gene SNF1). The coding region runs from base 1 to 1860 and encodes 619 amino acids. The transcript has a single exon. Gene Ontology annotation, cellular component: cytoplasm. The record is from RefSeq and is a predicted model, not a curated record. Gene Ontology annotation, biological process: protein phosphorylation; intracellular signal transduction. Gene Ontology annotation, molecular function: ATP binding; protein serine/threonine kinase activity. NCBI's taxonomy places the organism in Eukaryota, Fungi, Ascomycota, Saccharomycetes, Saccharomycetales, Saccharomycetaceae.